Molecule: messenger RNA, 1800 nt
Organism: Lagenorhynchus albirostris (white-beaked dolphin)
Lineage: Eukaryota; Metazoa; Chordata; Mammalia; Artiodactyla; Delphinidae
Gene: HHLA1
Product: HHLA1 neighbor of OC90
Exons: 17
Coding region: 1-1800 (599 amino acids)
Source: RefSeq, a predicted model, not a curated record
AUGCCAGGCUUCCUGCUACAUGGUCCACUGGUAAGGCUGUGCAUGGGCCUCGCAUGUGUCCUGUCCCUUUACAAUACAGAGUCUGCCUUUAAAGGGGAAGCCAAGAAGGAAAAUGUCAUGACCUUCCUACUUACAACAUUGUCUGGCCUCAGAGGAGAUGAGAGUAGAGAAAAGGGGGUCACUUUUCUGGAUACCACAGAACUGCCUGCAAUGUCGGUUGAUCUGUCUGCGCUUAACCUGACAGAGCUGGUGAACGGGAUGCUGAUCAGAGCUUUAAAAGACAGCAAGCAAUUCUUCUCCUUGCUAAGUGUUACUUCCCACAGCUCCUUUGCCUUCCACAAGUUUUCUGUGGCCAUUUACAACAUUUCUAACCUGAAGACUGUGGACCCGGCCAAAUUCCCCUCACGGUACUGCUACUGCUUAAACAACCGGACCAACGAUUUAUCAGAUUUCACAGCCCUACUGGUGGACAUCAUUGGAAAUUCUACCAGCUACCUCACAGAGAUUUUAAAGUCACCCUCCAUCCUCUCAGUGAGUCAAGUGAAUGAAUCUGACUGCAUCUUCAUCUGUGUGAUGUCAGGAAAGUCAGGGAGGAAUCUUUCUGACUUCUGGGAGAUGGCGGAAAAAUCUCCUGUUAUCAAUUACACAUUUACCAGCAGCGUGUCUGGUGUUCUGGUCAGGCCCACAGCGCACAUGAGCAAACCUAAUCCCUCUUCCUGGGACCAGUGCCAGAGCUGUGGAGGGGUUGAGGGUUGUGAAGUGGGCAAGGACCCUGACAGGAUCCAGGUUCUGUUCAGGAAACACCUCAAGUGUCUGAUGCUUUCUGGCCUGACAGCUUUGCAUUCUGUGCACGUUGCUUUUGCCCGUGGCAUUUUCACCUCUCGCUACCGGGGGACGGCCCGGACUUCACAGCUCACACCCACAAGCCGGCAGACACUACCAAGGACAAGCCCCCCACGUGGAUCCCAGAACGCUGGAGUGUCUGCUCUGAGAAGCUCUCCCAGGACAGAGACAACAACUCCUUCACAGGGAGAGCAGACCACGAACACAAACAAGCAUGCUGAGGGUCACAGCAGAGCCCCGGCCGCCCUGGACGGCGCCUCUCCCACCCUCUCAGACUGGGCUACCGGGAAGGUGGCUGGAAUUCCAUGGGUGACAGCCCGCAGGCAGGCAUGGGCUUCCACACUACCUGUGCCCUGGGCUCAGGCCACCAGUGAGAAAACACCUGGAGGUCUUCCCUGGGAAACACGUUCCUCCCCGCCGACAUCUCCUGCAGAGGCCGAGAAGGCCACGAACACACGGAACUUUUCCGAGACUCCUGCCAGGACAGCGGCCAUGACUGACAGCCCACCAGGGACCAGCCCAACCUCAGGCCCAUUCACCCCUGGCACACAGACUCCAAGUCCCACCAAGGCUCCGGCCCCCAGAUAUCCACAGGCAGGUGAUCUCCCUGCUGCGUGGCCCUUUACCCCUGGAGAAGAGCCAGUCCUCGUCCCAGGACCCCACCAGGCUUCAAGGUGUCCUGAGCCGCUCCUCAAGGAGGCGGCCAUGACCUCUGCUCCUCUCACGCUGGCCGUCCAGAAGCUCAACCCUUGCCUGAUGGAGCUGUGCCGCUUUUUCCAGCAAUGCCUCUGCAUGAGCCAGAAGAGAGACCCCAGGAUGGAGGCAGUGAGGUAUUGUCUUGAACACUAUUCCUGGUUUCUGAAGAAUGCAACAUACAUCUGUCAGAGGGUGAAAAGGGUGUUCCACUCACACACCUUGAAACAAAAAUGCCUCGAGAAUAUCUGCAAGUCUGUUUGA